CGCUACUAUCGGAACUGGUUCUGUCUUCGUGUACCGAGUAGCGGGCAAACUUGAAAAAGCCACGAGUAGACUGGGGACUUUGCUUCCUUAGUCUGAACCAAAACAUUGUUCAUUUCUCAUGGUUAUGGCAUUGUCAACGAUCAUAAAAUCCCAUCAAAUUCUUUACAAAUCAACCAAAGCAAUUAAACUAAAUUCUAUUUUCAUAGUCUCCUACAGAAACCUGUUUUUUUCCUCGUAUCAACAAAGACCCAUUUGCACUAAACACCAAAACGACAAUUUUCUCUCUUCAGAUCAGAUUAACAUCUCAAAUGCCUUCAUUUCUAUUUUAAUCAGGCAACCUUUUUCACCAAAUAACCCAGAGCUCCAAAACCUCGUGCCACUACUCACCCAUAAAGUUGUCGAAGCCGUAGUAAAUAACCUCAGGAGCUGGAGAAUAGCUCACCUGUUUUUCACAUGGGCUUCAAAUCAACGUGGUUAUAAGCAUGAUAUUUAUACUUACAAUGCCAUGGCCUCAAUUCUAUCACGUGCUCGACAAAAUGCUUUACUGAAAGCUUUGGCUUUGGAUGUCGUGAAUUCCCAUUGUUCUAUGAAUCCUGGGGCUUUGGGUUUUUUAAUUAGGUGUUUGGGGAGUGUUGGAUUGGUUGAUGAAGCUAAUAACUUGUUUGAUCAGGUUAAAAGAUCAGGUAUUUGCAUACCGAAUAGUUAUAGCUAUAAUUGUUUGUUAGAAGCUUUGUCCAAGUCUGGUUUGAUUGAUUUGGUUGAGAUAAGAUUGAAAGAGAUGAGAAGUUUGGGGUUGGAAUUGGAUAAAUACACGCUGACCCCAGUUUUGCAGGUUUAUUGCAAUGCUGGGAAGUUUGAUAAAGCUUUGAGUGUGUUCAAUGAGAUAUUUGAGAGGGGUUGGUUGGAUGAACAUGUUUUUUCUAUCUUGGUUGUUUCCUUUAGUAAGUGGGGUGAAGUAGAUAAGGCGAUUGAAUUGAUUGAUAGUAUGGAAGAGUGUAAUGUGAGGUUGAAUGAGAAGACAUUUUUUGUUUUGAUUCAUGGAUUUGUGAGGGUAUCUAGAAUGGAUAAAGCUAUUUGUUUGUUUGAUAAAAUGCGACAAUUGGGUUUUUUCCCUAGUGUUUCACUUUUUGAUGUGAUGAUUGGAGGGCUCUGUAAAUGUAAUGAUCUUGAAAAAGCAUUGUCUUUGUAUUCAGAAAUGAAAGAGUUGGGAAUUGGUACUGAUAUUGGGAUACUCACAAAGUUGAUAUCUUCUUUUUCUAAAGGAGGAGAGUUGGAUCGAUUGCUUGAAGAAUGCUGGGAAGAUAUGAAUUCACAAACGAAGAACCUGCUUUGCAAUUCUGUUUUGGAAGGUCUUGUUCGUAGUGGCUCAAUAGAUAUAGCUUACGAUCUUCUUCAAGCAAUAAUGGGGUACAGCAGCAAUGGUGAUAGUGUCAUUGUUAAGUACUUUAGGGAUGAAAAGGAAAUAAUUACCCUUAAUACUAAUUCAUUUACGUUUGUUAUUAAUGGCUUGCUUGAUGCUGGUAAGCUGGAUCUCGCACUAACUCUAUUCAGAGAAAUGGUUCAGUUUGGUUGUAAUCAAACUGUAUUACUUUAUAAUAAUUUGAUUGAUGGGUUGUGUAAGUUAGAUAGACUGGAAGAGAGUUAUGAGCUUUUGAGAGAGAUGAAGGAAGUGGGACUUGAACCAACCCAGUUUACCCACAACUGCAUAUUUGGGUGUCUUUGUCGGAGAGAGGAUGUUGAAGGAGCACUUGAUUUCUUGAGGAAGAUGCGUUUUUAUGGCCAUGAACCAUGGGUAAAGCAUUCUACCUUGCUUGUGAAAGAUUUGUGUAAACAUGGGAAGGCAGUGGAAGCUUGCAAAUUUCUCACUGACAUGGUACAAGAAGGUUUUCUCCCUGAUAUAAUUACAUAUUCUGCUGCUAUGAAUGGUUUGAUCAAGAUUAAAUCAGUGGAUGAGGGUUUGGAGCUAUUCCAACUUAUUUGCACUCGUGGGUAUUGUCCUGAUGUGAUUUCUUAUAACAUAGUAAUAAAAGCUCUUUGCAAGUCUCAAAGAGUUGCAGAAGCUGAGCAUCUUUUGAAUGAGAUGAUGUUGAAGGGGCUUGUGCCCUCUGUAGUUACUUAUAAUUAUUUGAUAGAUGGAUGGUGCAAAAAUGGUGAGAUUGACCAAGCUAUGCUUUGCCUUUCCAAGAUGUUCGGAAAAGAGAGGGAGGCAAAUGUGAUUACUUAUGCGACUUUAGUUGAUGGAUUAUGUAAUCUUGGAAGACCUGAUGACGCUCUAAAGCUAUGGAAUGAAAUGGGGAGAAAAGGAUGUGCUCCCAACAGAAUUGCUUAUCAUGCUCUCAUUAAUGGACUUUGUAAAUGCGGUAGGUCCUCUGCAGCUUUAGUUCAUUUCAAUGAGAUGAAAGAGAAGAAUAUGAAACCUGACUGCUAUGUCUAUAUAGCCUUAAUAAGUGCUUUUCUAUCCGACACAAACUUACCCUCUGUUUUUGACAUGUUAAAAGAGAUGGUUGAUGGAGGAAAUUUACCAGAUCCACUAGAUAAGAACUUUCUUAUCAUAAGAGAUGCAAUUUGUAAAUUGUCAGAAGAUGCCAGAACAUCCUCUAGCAUAAAAGAUCUUAUAGCAGAGGGCAGGAUUCCGGAUGUUAGUCUUGAUAUGCAUAGGCCCACUAUUUGAAAUGGAGUCAAUGAGAUUGUAGUCUUGUUAUCAGAUGCAGCAUAAUGAAAUAAGGUAAAUUUCUUCCAUUUUUCACGCACCAUUGUGGAUUGGAACUAAACUGUAUUGGUGGCAUCAAGCUCAAAAGCUGAGAACACAGAAAAGUGGAAGCCACAGAUCAGUUGAGGUUCAUGGUCAUGCUAAUGACUUGGCUGACCGUGCCGCUUCUUAGGGUUUUGAUGGAACAUUUUCCGUGCUCUCUGAGCUCUUCUCCAGCCUAUCUACCUGGUCCCUUAUCGUCUGUUGGAUCAGCA
This is a messenger RNA of Theobroma umbraticum, 2964 nucleotides long. Its product is annotated as Tetratricopeptide repeat (TPR)-like superfamily protein. Lineage: Eukaryota; Viridiplantae; Streptophyta; Magnoliopsida; Malvales; Malvaceae. Gene Ontology annotation, molecular function: protein binding; mRNA binding. The record is from RefSeq and is a predicted model, not a curated record.